AUGUACAUAGUAGCUUUCCGCCUCACCCGCAAUUUUUUUUCUGCUGAGUUCGGUUCGGAACAAGGGCUUGGAAGUAGCCUAAGCCAAGAGAUAAAAGAGGCGUUUGAGCUGUUUGACACAGACAAGGAUGGGGCCAUCGACUACCACGAGCUUAAAGUCGCGAUGCGGGCGUUGGGAUUCGACAUGAAGAAGGCCGAGGUGUUCAAGCUGUUGAGGGACCACCACAAGAACGGCCAGGGCGUGAUGGAGUUUGAAGAUUUUGCGAGAAUAAUGGCGGACCGCAUACUUGCGCGUGACCCUAUGGAUGAAAUACGACGAGCAUUCCAGCCGUUUGACGACGACAACACUGGGAAGAUAUCGUCGAGGAAUUUGCGUCGAGUGGCGAAGGAAAUUGGAGACAGAUUGGAGGAUGACGAGCUACAAGCGAUGAUAGAUGAAUUUGACCUCGACCAGGACGGCGAGAUCAGCGAGCAAGAGUUCUUUGCGAGACGAUUUGACUUGCGUCUCACUUGCCAGAGUUUUUAUUCACAUUUACAAUAG
Messenger RNA from Mycena indigotica, 540 nucleotides. RefSeq names its product putative CDC31-spindle pole body component, centrin. Gene Ontology annotation, biological process: spindle pole body duplication. Gene Ontology annotation, molecular function: calcium ion binding; microtubule binding. NCBI's taxonomy places the organism in Eukaryota, Fungi, Basidiomycota, Agaricomycetes, Agaricales, Mycenaceae. Gene Ontology annotation, cellular component: half bridge of spindle pole body; mitotic spindle pole body. The transcript is spliced from 3 exons. The coding region runs from base 1 to 540 and encodes 179 amino acids. The record is from RefSeq and is a predicted model, not a curated record.